AUGGAUAAGGCUUGGAUGCAUAUUGAAGAUAGAUUGCAUUCCACUGAGUAUGCUGAAGGGGUUAGACAAUUCCUCUCUAUGGUGUUAGCCCACACUCCUAACACUGAUCAGAUUAGGUGUCCAUGUAGAAGAUGUCGGAAUAGAGCUUUCCACUCCAUUCGUAUAGUCGAGGAUCAUUUGUUCUUCAGAGGUAUUGAUCCAACUUAUACGGAAUGGAUAUUCCAUGGAGAAGAUGGCCCUUUCCUUUCUGCUGCACUCUCUGCCGAUGAAGAAGCUGAUACAUCUUCUAACAAUGAUUAUAUUGAUGAUCCAGAAGAGAUGUUUGAUGACAUCCGCCAUGGGUCCUAUAUGGAUCAUCAUUCUACUAAUGAGGGAUACAUAGAGGCAGAUGAUCAAGAUCAGACCUUUGAUGGUCGAACUAACUUUAAUUUUGAGGAGUUGGUAGCUGAUGCACGACACCCACUUUAUCCUUCAUGUACUAAGUUCUCAAAGCUAUCAUUCAUCAUCAAGCUUCUUCACAUAAAGAGCAUUGGUGGUUGGACCGUGAAGUCCUUCGAUAUGGUCAUAAAGCUAUUGCAAGAGGCAUUUCCAGAUGCCUCUUUCUCUGACUCAUAUAACGAUUCCCGUCGCUUGGAGCGUGGAUUGGGAUUUAGUUACGAGAAGAUACAUGUCUGCCCAAAUGAUUGUGCGUUGUUUUGGAAGGAAAAUGCAUCGUUAGAUGAAUGCCCUAAAUGUAAAGCUUCUAGGUGGGAACAAAGCACAAUUCACCAACGAAGGUUACCAAAAAAAGUUCUCCGAUAUUUCCCCCUGAAGCCACAAUUGCAGAGGCUUUAUAUGUCAAAGAAGACAGCCCAGGCCAUGAGAUGGCAUGUAGAAGGCCGUGUUGAAGAUCCUACAUGCAUGCGACAUCCAUCAGAUUCUAGGGUUUGGAAGGACUUUGAUAACAAACAUGAGAGAAUUUCCGAAGAUCCUUGA
Molecule: messenger RNA, 975 nt
Organism: Carya illinoinensis
Lineage: Eukaryota; Viridiplantae; Streptophyta; Magnoliopsida; Fagales; Juglandaceae
Exons: 1
Coding region: 1-975 (324 amino acids)
Source: RefSeq, a predicted model, not a curated record